CGUCUGCAUGGCCUAGUGUAAGCCUGGAUUAGAUUGGAUUACCGCUCCAUAUGAAUCACAUAUCUUUUCUUGGACACGCAACACUUCGUACCACAGGCACACCGUAUGCACAAGAAGACGUUAUCAAUCCUCGGGGCGACUCAUGACCACUGCACCCGAUGUGAAUACUAGGCGUAGAAUUUAAGGGAAGUUCAGGAGCAUGGUAUAAGCAGAGUAUUUUGCGAUAUGUUUCCUGGCCGAUUUUUCACUUCUUUGUGCGUUUUGCUCCAUGUCUCUAUCGCACUCAGCCAACUUCCUGGGGCCCAGGACCCUUUAACUCCCGACACCUGGCCUCCGGGUCCAGGUCAACUCCUUGUUCCCCAGCAGCCCAAUCCCGAACUCACAUCUAUACUGAAUCAAAUUGACCCAGCUCGCAUCGAGGCUAUCAUCACGAAACUUGUUUCUUUCGGCACCCGAAGUACCCUCUCCAACCAAACGGAUCCUGUUCGCGGGAUUGGCGCCGCCCGUGACUGGAUCGCUUCCCAGAUGCAAGAAUUCGCAUCAGCUAGUAACGGACGAAUGACCGUCGAUGUCCCCAAUUACCUACAGACCGCUACAGGGUCACUUACAAGCGAUACGAUUAUCAGUAACGUCGUGGCGACACUCAAGGGCAGCCAAGAGCCGAAUCGUAUUUAUGUGGUUUCGGGUCAUUAUGAUUCGAGGAAUACCAACAAUUCGGAUGGAAUAAACGACGCUCCUGGAGCGGAUGACGACGGAAGUGGGACUGCUAUUUCAAUGGAACUAGCAAGGAUUAUGGCUACGCAUGAUUCGAAGACGACGAUCAUGUUCGCUUGCGUUGCGGGAGAGGAGCAAGGGCUUUUUGGGUCAAAUUUCAUGGCAGAGCAGUUGAAGGCUGCAGGGGCUGACGUCCAAGGGAUGUUAGACAACGAUAUCGUGGGUGCCUCUAAGGGAUCCACAGGUCCUGCGGGGGACACGAACUCGAUUGUGGAUCCGUUCAGUAUCAGAAUGUUUGUUCAGGGCGUCCCGACAGAUGUGGAGACCUUGACGCAGAUACAGAGUAGGGUGAGCAUUGGAGCGGAGAAUGAUAGCCCUGCAAGGCAGUUGGGGAGGUUCGCGGCGGAGGUGGGGACGAACUCGGUUACGAAUAUGACUGUUCAAACGGUGUGGCGUCCAGAUAGAUUUUUGCGAGGAGGGGAUCACGAAUCGUUCCUUAAGCAAGGCUUCCCUGCGGUUCGAUUUACUGAGCCAAACGAGGACUUUGCUCACCAGCAUCAGGAUGUCCGGGUCGUAGAUGGUGUGCAAUUUGGUGAUCUAGUCGAGUUUUGUGAUUUUGAGUUCAACGCGCGUGUUGGUAAAGUGAACGGGGCGGUUUUAUGGUCACUCGCUCAAGCUCCUGGCACGCCCCAAAACGUAGCAAUGGAUACAUCUGUGCUUACGAACAACUCUACACUCACCUGGGAUGCAGUUCUAAAUGCUGCCUCGUACGAAAUCGUCUGGCGAGCGUCAGAUGUUGCGCAGUGGACCCAUGUCAUUCCGGUCGGGAACGUGACGAAGACGACGGUUUUGCUAUCCAAGGAUAAUGCGCAGUUUGGCGUUCGAGCAGUGGGGUCAGAUGGAUUCAAGAGCCCCGCAGGGUUCCCUUUUGCGGGAUGAAUUACGCAAAUGAUGGUGGGGUCGAUGGUCGAUGGGAAACAUUUGAGAGGGAUUGUACAAACUGAGUUCUGCUUACUAGUCGACAUGUUCAAUUCAUUUUGUAUGGGACCUGAACAUUGAACAACCCUGAACGACGCUAUCCUACUUAUAUCCAUCGUCAGCGAAUCAACAUGUGUGCAAGAGCUGUUAAUUCCCCUUCUUUGCUUUUCCCCAGUCAUCAUGGCUACAGCUUUGGGGGUGGCAUCCGCCAUCUACAGUCUCGCUGAUCUGACCUAUAAAUCUAUUUGCUAUAUCCGGUCUGUCAAAAACGCACCAAAGGAAGCGCAGGACGUUGCGAGAGAAUUGCAGGCGAUGAACGUUUAUCUUAGCGAUCUCAAGGAUCUCCUGAAAUCAGGCGGCGAGAACAAACCAUGGGCAGAGUCUCUAUGUCGACUCGAU
Messenger RNA from Lentinula edodes (shiitake mushroom), 2091 nucleotides. RefSeq names its product aminopeptidase. The coding region runs from base 226 to 1653 and encodes 475 amino acids. Gene Ontology annotation, molecular function: protein binding; metalloexopeptidase activity. The record is from RefSeq and is a predicted model, not a curated record. The transcript has 6 exons. Gene Ontology annotation, biological process: proteolysis. Lineage: Eukaryota; Fungi; Basidiomycota; Agaricomycetes; Agaricales; Omphalotaceae.